GUGUGGAGACCAGCCCACUGUUACAGAACACUUUCCCUGGUUGCGUUGAGAAGGCUCUAUCUAGCAGGAUCUCUGACUUUAGUGUUGCUCUCUGGCUGAACCAUGGCUGCACAGCUGGUUGUAGCGCUGCUGGCUCUCACCUCCCUGGGUGCUGCAUCUGAACCGGACUGUAAAGAGCUGGUUAAGCCUCUGGUACUGGACAGCCACAGCCCUAUCUAUGGGAAGUGGGUGCUUCAUGUGGGGUCAUGGGACCAGCCUGGCCUAAAGAAGGACCUGCUGAUGGUGAACAGCUCCUGGGUGGAUCUGUCGGCUUCCUCAGACAGCGGAGUCAUCACCAUUUACUGGUCCGACCGCCUAAGCGAAGAUAAAUGCCUUCAAGGUGUGGCCAAUGCCACCGUCUCAGGGAUGACCAGUCACACCACUUUUAAUAUCAACGGUCACACUUCAUAUCAUGAUGGGAAGUACUAUGAGACUUGCUCCGACUGCCUCCUGUCCGAAGACACCACCCUCCUCCCUGACGGCAAGUCAAAGGGACGAUACCUUUUCCUCUUUACACGGACUGGCGCUCUGGAGCCAUCUGAGUUAGAGACCUUCAAGAAGCAGGCUGAGUGUCUUAAAUUCCUCCCAGAGUACCACUUUGGAGGAACAGGUCAGACGUCAUUUGAGUUUUUUAGAUUAUACCCAAUUAAAUCAUCAAAGUACAUUUUCUUCAAACUACUUUCUUCCCUGUUCAGCCAUUUUUCCCUUGUUGUUUCAGAUCUGUGUCCAGAUGACAGGGAGCCAGCUGCACCUGCUGCUGAGAACACAGAGAAUGAUGAAACUGAGGUUCAGCCUGCUGCAAAGUAAAGCAGAGAUGUAUGUCAUAUCCCUUUCAACAGCACACACACACAAACUCCCAAACACAUCCAUUGUAACAUAUACUAAAUAGUGUUGUAAUGUGAUUUGCAUGUGCUGUGGAAUACCUUUUCAUUAGCAAUGGUCCAGUUAAUUUUAGCAGCAGAAAUUAGUGAAAGGCCUGCUGGUGUGAUGUCAUGUCAGAACUCUGGCUUGCAACAUGUUGUCUUAUUACUGUGUGUCUCUGUCCGCUAAGCUGUUUGACCUUUCAUGAUUUAGUUUUGGAAAUGUGACAUCUGAAUGGCUCAUGGCAUGUUCUGGCAGGUACAGUGAAGGCUGAAAAAUCCACCGAAAAACCUCUUUUCAAAUCAAUUUAACAAUCUGUAAAUAGAUGAUUAUAUAACUUUUUUCAAGUGGUUGUGUGAAGUAAAUAAAACAAUUUUCAUUCUC
Molecule: messenger RNA, 1284 nt
Organism: Etheostoma spectabile (orangethroat darter)
Lineage: Eukaryota; Metazoa; Chordata; Actinopteri; Perciformes; Percidae
Exons: 6
Coding region: 103-846 (247 amino acids)
Source: RefSeq, a predicted model, not a curated record